AUGGAGGAAGACGGUCGCGGACCGUUGUUCGAAGGCGUGGCACACACCAUCCUACCCAGCGACGAAAUCGAUUCGGAUAAGACCCAGGCGCUCAUCGAAGCUCUCCACACCAAUGGCGGCCGCUACCUGCCUGUCCGUUCUGGCGAUCAGCGAAUCAUGAACCUUGACGACCUCACGCAUAUCAUUUCUACGACCAUCGACUUCCCGGAGUACACUGCAGCGCUCGAGCACGGUAUCAGCGUGGUAAAGCCCUCAUGGGUAACUGCCAGCGUACAGAAGAGGAAGCAAGCGCAGCCGCGCCAACAUAGCCCAGAUCCGAGCCAGUACUUUCAACAUGUCGUCCUCACUUGCGCGUCACUGCCCGAAGGCGACCAGGAUGCGAUCAUUGCGGGCGUCAUCGCGCUGGGAGGGCAGUACAGCAGUCCACUAAGCAAGCUGGUCACACACAUUGUUACGGAAGAUAUGGAACACCCAAAAUGUCACAUCGCGCAAGACAGAGACCUGCCGUGUAAGAUCGUGUUGCCGCACUGGUUCGAUGACUGCUUGAAGCUGGGCAGGUUGAUCAGUGAGCGGCCAUAUCUGCACCCUGAUCCGGAGUACCUGCGCAAAGACAAUACAACCAAGGUGCGCGAUUCCAAUACUGGAACACUGGAUGGCGCGACCGUGGCCAGUCCACCUAGUGGCACGCCGCUGUACUCCCCACCUUGCUCGCCAUCAGAGUCACGAAAGAAUCUCAACGCGCUGGUAAGCAGGAAGGUCAAGCUCGGAGAGGACUUGCAGCUCAGUUCUCGACUUCGCGUGACUCUGGAAGACCUCAUCAACCACGCAGGCGCGUCGACAACCGACGAUGUGGAAGAAGCGCAUGUCUAUGUCGGCAACUACCGAGAUGGUGAGGACUACGUGAAAGCCUCGCGUGCUGGCCUAGAGGUUGGCAACCUGUCCUGGCUGUACCACGUCAUCAACCGCAACAAAUACGCAUCACCGCAGGCCAAGCUGCUGCACUACCCAAUCCCUCGCAAUGGCCUGCCAGGGUUCGCAGACAUGCGUAUCAGUAUCUCCAACUACACGGGCGACGCACGCAUUUACCUCGAGAAUCUCAUCCGAUACACUGGAGCAGAGUUUACGAAGACGAUGAAGCAAGACAAUACCCACUUGAUCACCGCUCACACCAAUAGUGAGAAGUGCGAAGCGGCGCAAGAAUGGCAAAUUAACAUCGUCAACCACAUUUGGCUGGAAGAGAGCUUUGCCAAAUGUGCUGUCCAGCCUCUGACCAACCCCAGGUACACCCACUUCCCAGCAAGGACAAACCUGGGCGAGGUUGCCGGUCAGACAAGGUUUGACAUGAAAAAGGUCGAGCAGAUGUUCUUCGCGAAGCCACGAGAAUCGCCACAGAAGGCUGUGCGGUCGCCAGACGCUACUGCGAAGUCGAGCAAGCCCGCAUCGUCAGUUGGUGCCGUGCUUGCAGGGUCCAAGAAUAACAGGACAGACAUGCCAUCACCCGCUCAGGUUGCCAAUGACACCGGCUUCGAUGAGCCUUCCACAAUCAAGAAAGGCCCAGGAAGGCCUCGUAAGUCAGUCUCGACCCCUCGUUUUCGGGAGGAUGAGAAGGAGAACGAGUCACCUCUGCCAAGCACCGGUCGCGCUUCCAAGAUCAAGGCUAGUGAAGCAAUCCACGGACACGCCGAUGACAUCGCACUGUUCCAGAAGGAGAUGAAGCGGAAGGGUGGUGUUACGCACGGCACAGGGCGGCGGCCAAGCCAGACAGACCUCGUCUCGUCACCCAUCCCGGCGCCGAAGCCACGCAAGAAACGUACGUCCGACGAAGCCACCUACGACGCAACUAAGCUGGGCAGCGAUCUCAGUGAUGGCGAGACUCAAGCUCAAGACCUGAACACCAAGGCCGCGAAGAAGGCUAAGCUUACCGCUCCUGCAGAACUGCCGCCGGUGCGCUACAGGAUGAUGGUGACUGGUGAUGAGCGCUGGAUGAGCAGCAAGAGGCAGGAGGACGCCGACCGUCGUUCGCUCCGUCAAUUGGGCGUGCUCGUUACGAUCGAUCCAAGGGAUGUCCAGAUCCUGGUCGCACCACAGAUCAAGCGGACGCGCAAAUUCGUCUCUGCUCUCGCCUGCGCUCCUACAGUGGUGAACACAUCCUACCUCGACCACGCCUUGAACGAGAACGGGUUGAUAGAAGACCCCGAGCUCCUCCAAGACGACGAGAAUGAAGAGCGCUUCGGCUUCACGCUCGCUGACGCCCUCGAGCGCGCAAAGAUCAACAAUCGCAAACUCUUCCACGGCUGGACCAUCUACGUCACCCGCGAUGUUCCUGGCGGUUUCGACACGUACAAAGACAUCGUCGAGCUGAACGGCGGCAGCGCGGUAGUCUACGGUGGCCGGAAAGGUCUUGAGCUCGCGAAGCGCGCACAAGACGACUCUGACGCUGGACCGGAAGUAAAGCACCAAGGCGGCAAGGAGGAAUUUGGAUGCGUGUAUCUGGUCGCUGGUGAGUCGGCAGCGGAAAAGCAUCUGUCGAAGCUUUUCAGAGAGUUGGCGGCGAACCAGGGACUGGAGGCGAGGGUGGUGAAGCAUGACUGGUUGUUGAAUACGGCGAUGAGUCAGGAGGUGGUUUGGGAUGAGGAGAGGUAUGCUCUGAAAGAUUGA
Molecule: messenger RNA, 2658 nt
Organism: Saxophila tyrrhenica
Lineage: Eukaryota; Fungi; Ascomycota; Dothideomycetes; Mycosphaerellales; Extremaceae
Gene: ESC4
Product: regulator of Ty1 Transposition
Exons: 2
Coding region: 1-2658 (885 amino acids)
Biological process (GO): DNA double-strand break attachment to nuclear envelope; double-strand break repair
Cellular component (GO): nucleus; Cul8-RING ubiquitin ligase complex
Source: RefSeq, a predicted model, not a curated record